AGCAGCGAGCAAAAACGCACCUUUUUCUUUAUUCUGAUAAUUAAAUAUAACGAAAAUGUUUUCGUCAAAUCUGUUGCGACGAAGAUGCUGCAGGUCUCUUCCUUCGCUUCUAGGAAGCAUCGUCGUUUUAUGGUUUUGUUCUUCACAGGUUUUGGUGGCAAUGGCAGCAGCAGGCACUAAAGUGGUGUAUCUCCCAAGGGUUAUACACGAACGGCCUCUUCCAUUUGAACUUGAAACCGGAUAUAUUGGUGUUGGAGAAUCUGAAGAUGUGCAACUUUUUUACUACUUUGUAAAGUCAGAAUCAAAUCCUAGUGAUGAUCCAAUCGUGGUUUGGGUCUCUGGUGGCCCUGGUUGCUCUUCUUUUUUUGCAAUGACUCAAGAAAUCGGACCAUUGAUAAUGGAUUUACCGAAGAAUAUUUCAGUCCCGCCUACAUUUUCUUUGAAUCCUUACUCAUGGACGAAGGUUGCAAGUUUUGUGUACCUAGACUUACCCGUGGGAACUGGAUUUUCGUAUGCUAAGAGUGCAAAAAAUUAUACUUCAAAUACCUUAGAAGCAAGUUAUCAUGGAGCUGAAUUUAUUCGCAAGUGGUUAAUAGAUUAUCCUGAAUAUCAAUCCAAUUCAUUAUAUGUCGGCGGGGACUCAUAUUCUGGUACCCUUAUUCCAAUGCUUGCUCAAGCAAUAUCAAAUGGUAAUGAUGCAAGGUUAAAGCCUGCCAUUAAUUUUAAGGGUUACCUUGUCGGUAAUGGGGUGACACAUUUUUCUGAGCACGAUUAUACUUACCAAUUUGCUCUCGGAUAUGGUCUUAUUUCAGAAGAGUUUGCUGAGCAGUCAUACGACGAUUGUAUAACGAAUCCCGACAAAAAGCCUUUCUUUACCAAAUGUCAGUUGGAUAUCCUGCGAUUCGUAAUGUUGACUUUUGUGAAUAAUCCGGCAUAUAUUUUGGACUCUGUUUGUCUUAUUAACAAUGGACUUGAAGACUUAUUAUCUGGAAAAGCUUUUGUUCCUAUUAAGAGGUUCAAUGGAGUCAAUGCAAAAAUCUAUAACCGUUAUUUAUUGUGUAAGAGUGACAGUAUCGCAGCGCAGUAUGUUAACGUUGAAAGCGUUCAAGAGGCCCUUCAUGUUAAGAAGGGAAGUAUUGAUAAUUGGGAGCAAUGCCGAGCAAAUUUGCCAUAUAACAAUAAUGUGAGGGACAGCAUUGCAUAUCAUGCAAACCUUAGCACCAAGGGAUUCAGAUCUCUCAUAUACAAUGGAGAUCGCGAUUUGUUUAUACCCUCACUUUCCGCUGAAGCAUGGACAAAAUCAUUGAAUUAUUCCAUCAUUGAUGAUUGGCGGCCGUGGUUUGUGAACAAUCAAAUUGUUGGUUAUACAAGGACCUUCUCCAACAACAUGACAUAUGCCAAAAUCAAGGGAUCGGGCCACCUUGCUCCAUCAAUCACACCAGUUCAAUGUUUUGUCAUGUUUAAAAGAUGGAUAUCUUAUGAAAAACUUUAAAAUUUGAAUAACUUUGGAUAAAUCUAUGUUUAAGGAAUGUUUUAAAUAAAUAAAAUAGUGUUGUUGACAUUCAUGCAUAUAGGAGCACUAAACAUGCUUUGUGGCCUCAAGUAAAUUGAGUAGACCUGGAUGGAAUUUCAGCAGAUUCCAGUCUAUGAAUUUCUCGUUGUUCUUCAAUGUUCCCAUCAUUUUGAUAAACAAUAUUAUUAUUGUACUUAGAGUUUUAAUCAUUA
Molecule: messenger RNA, 1725 nt
Organism: Ipomoea nil (Japanese morning glory)
Lineage: Eukaryota; Viridiplantae; Streptophyta; Magnoliopsida; Solanales; Convolvulaceae
Product: serine carboxypeptidase-like 11
Exons: 14
Coding region: 56-1492 (478 amino acids)
Biological process (GO): proteolysis; secondary metabolic process
Molecular function (GO): acyltransferase activity, transferring groups other than amino-acyl groups; serine-type carboxypeptidase activity
Source: RefSeq, a predicted model, not a curated record